Aspergillus calidoustus is the source of this 1857-nucleotide messenger RNA. The record is from the annotation of a GenBank genome assembly. NCBI's taxonomy places the organism in Eukaryota, Fungi, Ascomycota, Eurotiomycetes, Eurotiales, Aspergillaceae.
AUGACCGGCACUUCGAGCCAUUCCACCCGUACAAGCCCAGGGUCCUAUAGCACCACGCAGCGCACACCCUCCGUUUCAUCGGGCGCGUCGCCUACGCACCAGUCGCUUUCAUCUUUGCAGCCGCCCGCGACGGCACAGAAUGCGAUGUCGACUGACGUGUACCAUGCACCCGCAUCGCAGACUGCAGCUUCCCUAGGCACUGAUUUCGGCUAUCACCUGUCAUCGCCGCUCAGCCCCUCUUCGUCCUUUGAUAAUAUAUCCUCAAAUACCUCGUCGUUCGAAACCGUGCCGUCAGUCGCCAUGCGCUUGGGCGAUUCCGAUCGAUCGGCGCAGGGUCUCAACGGCUUCAUCCGCCAGGCCGACGCGGUGGGUGGUGGCGCAAUAUUCAUGCGAAAGCUUCCUAAAAACAUGAGUCGCGAGGCUUUGCGCAGCAUGUUCCUAUUCUCGAACGAACUGUUGGAUGCCGACUUUGUACAGUGUGACCUUCCUGAGGAUACUGGAUUCUUGGCUGCGAUCGCACGGUUUAGCUCCAUGGCUGCGGCCGAGGAAGCGCGGGCGUUACUUGAUGGCAAGCCGAACUCCAAGAACGACGCUACCAUGAUUGUCGAAAUCUACAAUACCGGGUCCUCCGUACCCCCGUUUCUUCCCAGGCGCAAUACGAUCGACCAUUCGGCAACACGCGGGCUACUGAACAACGGACCGGCGACGCGCCAGUCGCGGUUUAAUGGUACCUUUCAAACCAUGGAGAAGUUGUCGGCGGCGAACCCUGCUGGGCCGUCCGCAAACGAGAAUCUACCCUCAGCCGAGACGAACUCGCGUCUACACAAUUUCUUCUCUCCCCAGUCACCGAUUGGAAGUGGUGGUGUCCCCGAUUUCCCGCGCAUAAGUGGCAAGUCAAUGAUAGACCAGGAUAUCGAUGAGGACACAGGAGAGCUCCUCAAGGAUCCCGUUGGUUACGCUGAGAAUGGCCACUCUGGGUCUGUCUCUGCGGCUCCCCGCCGUUCAACCAACCCACAGAUUCCUACGAGCCAUUUUGGCAACUUAUCUUUGACGACAAAUAUCUCCCCGCCAGUGCAGAAUUACGCACCCGUUCAGACACCAUCAUCGGCGUUUCCUCAAUCUAUGGGUAACAAUACGGGUGGUCCCACAUAUCCUUUUCCUAACGCCCACACGGCUCGACACAGCUUCCCAGCAGCCAACCCGAACGAUCAGAAUCCUCCAUGCAAUACCCUCUAUGUUGGCAAUCUGCCCCCCGACACCCAGGAAGAAGAACUCAAGGCCCUGUUUUCGAAGCAGCGUGGCUACAAGCGCCUGUGCUUCCGAAACAAGCAAAAUGGGCCUAUGUGUUUUGUGGAAUUCGAAGACGUGCGUACGGCAGGGAAAGCCCUCAACGAGCUGUAUGGAUAUAAACUCUCCAAUAGCAUAAAGACCGGCAUUCGUUUGAGCUUCUCUAAGAAUCCACUUGGAGUUCGCUCCGGUCAGCCGGGCUCAUUGAGUGCUUCAAAUUCCCUCGCAUCGCAGGCUGCUAUCCAAGGCGCUGGUGCUGGCAUCAACGCAAUGUCGAACCACAUGUUCUCAGCUGUUAGCGGACCACCACCUGGCCUUUCUGCACCCCCCGGUUUGAUGCCAAUGCCCCCAAGAAACAAUGGUGUCAUGCAUCCUUCGGCAUAUCCGCACCCACCCAUGCCUAUGAAUGGCUCUUUCAAUCCCAAUGCGGGUUUGGGAAUUCGCCCGAAUCCCAUGAACCCAGUCAUGAUGCCGCCACCCCAAUCUUUGCUCAACGGUGGAGCCAACGGCAACGGACCGCGCUCCGGCAAUUCCACCCCAAACUAUCCUGAGUACAUGAUGGGCCGGUAG